Messenger RNA from Protopterus annectens (West African lungfish), 1956 nucleotides. RefSeq lists its product as uncharacterized. The transcript has 3 exons. NCBI's taxonomy places the organism in Eukaryota, Metazoa, Chordata, Ceratodontiformes, Protopteridae. The coding region runs from base 1 to 1956 and encodes 651 amino acids. The record is from RefSeq and is a predicted model, not a curated record.
AUGGGUAAACAAAGUAGAGGAACACUACAGCACCAUUUUACAAAGACAUUAUUUAUGAAAGAUAAUGAGAAUGGUAUUUACUCCCAUACUACAGAUAAUGAGAAUGGUAUUUACUCCCACACUACAGAUAAUGAGAAUGGUAUUUAUUCUCACACUACAGAUAAUGAGAAUGGUAUUUACUCUCACACUACAGAUAAUGAGAAUGGUAUUUACUCCCAUACUACAGAUAAUGAGAAUGGUAUUUACUCCCACACUACAGAUAAUGAGAAUGGUAUUUACUCCCACACUACAGAUAAUGAAAAUGGUAUUUACUCCCACACUACAGAUAAUGAGAAUGGUAUUUACUCCCAUACUAGAGAUAAUGAAAAUGGUAUUUACUCCCACACUAGAGAUAAUGAAAAUGGUAUUUACUCCCACACUAGAGAUAAUGAGAAUGGUAUUUACUCCCAUACUACAGAUAAUGAGAAUGGUAUUUACUCCCACACUACAGAUAAUGAGAAUGGUAUUUACUCCCACACUACAGAUAAUGAGAAUGGUAUUUACUCCCGUGCUACAGAUAAUGAGAAUGGUAUUUACUCCCGUACUACAGAUAAUGAGAAUGGUAUUUACUCCCACACUACAGAUAAUGAGAAUGGUAUUUACUCCCACACUACAGAUAAUGAGAAUGGUAUUUACUCCCACACUACAGAUAAUGAGUAUGGUAUUUACUCCCACACCACAGAUAAUGAAAAUGGUAUUUACUCCCAUACUAGAGAUAAUGAAAAUGGUAUUUACUCCCACACUAGAGAUAAUGAAAAUGGUAUUUACUCCCAUACUACAGAUAAUGAGAAUGGUAUUUACUCCCACACUACAGAUAAUGAGAAUGAUAAUGAGAAUGGUAUUUACUCCCGUACUACAGAUAAUGAGAAUGGUAUUUACUCCCGUACUACAGAUAAUGAGAAUGGUAUUUACUCCCGUACUACAGAUAAUGAGAAUGGUAUUUACUCCCAUACUACAGAUAAUGAGAAUGGUAUUUACUCCCACACUACAGAUAAUGAGAAUGGUAUUUACUCCCACACUACAGAUAAUGAGAAUGGUAUUUACUCCCACACUAGAGAUACUGAGAAUGGUAUUUACUCCCAUACUACAGAUAAUGAGAAUGGUAUUUACUCCCACACUAGAGAUAAUGAGAAUGGUAUUUACUCCCAUACUACAGAUAAAGAGAAUGGUAUUUACUCCCACACUACAGAUAAUGAGAACGGUAUUUACUCCCACACUAGAGAUACUGAGAAUGGUAUUUACUCCCAUACUACAGAUAAUGAGAAUGGUAUUUACUCCCACACUAGAGAUAAUGAGAAUGGUAUUUACUCCCAUACUACAGAUAAUGAGAAUGGUAUUUACUCCCAUACUAGAGAUAAUGAGAAUGGUAUUUACUCCCACACUACAGAUAAUGAGAAUGGUAUUUACUCCCGUACUACAGAUAAUGAGAAUGGUAUUUACUCCCAUACUACAGAUAAUGAGAAUGGUAUUUACUCCCACACUAGAGAUAAUGAGAAUGGUAUUUACUCCCAUACUACAGAUAAUGAGAAUGGUAUUUACUCCCAUACUAGAGAUAAUGAGAAUGGUAUUUACUCCCACACUACAGAUAAUGAGAAUGGUAUUUACUCCCGUACUACAGAUAAUGAGAAUGGUAUUUACUCCCACACUACAGAUAAUGAGAAUGGUAUUUACUCCCACACUACAGAUAAUGAGAAUGGUAUUUACUCCCGUACUACAGAUAAUGAGAAUGGUAUUUACUCCCAUACUACAGAUAAUGAGAAUGGUAUUUACUCCCAUACUACAGAUAAUGAGAAUGGUAUUUACUCCCAUACUACAGAUAAUAAGAAUGGUAUUUACUCCCAUACUACAGAUAAUGAGAAUGGUAUUUGCAUUGUUGUUGCAAACUCGAAUACUGGCUUUUUGGAUAACAGUAGCUAG